Molecule: messenger RNA, 1904 nt
Organism: Sitophilus oryzae (rice weevil)
Lineage: Eukaryota; Metazoa; Arthropoda; Insecta; Coleoptera; Curculionidae
Product: glucose dehydrogenase [FAD, quinone]-like
Exons: 7
Coding region: 24-1871 (615 amino acids)
Molecular function (GO): oxidoreductase activity, acting on CH-OH group of donors; flavin adenine dinucleotide binding
Source: RefSeq, a predicted model, not a curated record
CGCGUCUCGCGCUAAAGCAAAAGAUGAUACUGAGGACAUUUUUCGGGUUUUGCUUGAUUUUGGUCACGUUCGGGGUUUGUCAAGCACAAUUUUUCAAUUUUUUGAACGGUUUUGGACGGUCUUUUAGUGGCAGUGAAAAUGUUAUUAACGACAGCGAUGAGUUUUUGGAUGAGUACGAUUUUGUUGUUAUUGGUGCAGGAUCCGGUGGAUCUGUGGUUGCGAACCGCCUCUCAGAAAAUCCUGAUUGGUCUGUUCUCAUCCUGGAAGCCGGCAAAGAUGAAAUCUUCCUGACAGAUAUCCCUUUAAUAGCUUCUCUGUUAUCCAUAACGGGUUACAACUGGGGAUACAAAAGCAAAAAACUGAAAACAGCGUGUCUUGGACUUAUUGAUGGAAGGUGUAAUAUUGCCAGAGGAAAAGGCUUGGGUGGUACAAGCAUCAUUAAUUUUUUGCUGUAUACCAGGGGCAAUAAAAAGGAUUUUGAUGAUUGGGAAAGCAUGGGAAAUAAAGGAUGGAGUUACGAAGAAGUCUUACCCUACUUCAUUAAAUCAGAAAACUGCUCGUCAUGCGAGGAUAUAGCUGGAGAGUUUCAUGGAAAAUCUGGAUACUUAAAUAUAGAACAUCCAGGAUAUCAAAGUCCUUUUGUCAAACUGUUUAUCGAAACUGGAAUGGACAUGGGAUAUCCUAACAAUGAUCCAAAUGGCAGAAAUGGUCUUGGCUUUUCAAGAGUCCAAGCUACAAUGAAAAAAGGUCUCCGAUGCAGUGCCUCUAAAGCCUUCUUAAAACCAGUAGCGCACAGAUCAAACCUCAAAAUAUCUCCUCAAAGCCGAGUAACGAAAAUCUUGAUCGACCACCAAACUAAACAAGCUUAUGGCGUGGAGUUCAUCAAAAACAAACAAAAAUACACAGUGAGAGCCAGAAAAGAAGUUAUUCUAAGCGCUGGCACGAUAAACAGUGCUCAGUUAUUAAUGUUGUCUGGAGUUGGACCAAGGAGUCAUCUGGAGGGUUUAGGAAUGGAAGUUAUUUCCGAUUUACCUGUAGGAUAUAACUAUCAAGAUCAUAUGGCGAUGUCAACUAUAGCAUUCUUAGUAAACGAGAGUGUUACAGUUUCAGAUUUAACUGUCCAGAAUCCAAUAGAUAUUUAUAAUUUUAUUGCCAGAGGAAAAGGUCCAUACACUAUACCGGGUGGUGCAGAAGCUUUGGCUUUUGUGAAAACGAAGUAUGCUUCCAAGUCUAAUGAUGAUUAUCCAGAUAUGGAGUUGGUUUUAGGAGCUGGUGGACUUAAUGGCGAUGUUAUUGGUGGUUUUAGAGCUUUAUUAGGUAUACCUCAAAAAUUCUUCGACUCAGUCUAUGCCCCACUGAUCGGCAGACCGUCUUUCAGCAUUGCCCCCGUAUUGCUGAGACCAAAAAGCAGAGGCCGAGUGUCUUUAAAAGACUCAAACCCUCUCCAUUGGCCUGUUAUCGAGCCAAAUUAUUUCUCCGAAGAGGAAGACUUGGCAACGAUGGUUGAAGGAAUUAAAAUGGCCAUUUCCAUUGCCCAUUCGAACAGAUUUCAGCGAUACAACACCAGAAUCAACCCGUUCCCAUUUCCAGGCUGCAAACAUCUGCGUUUCGGAUCUGACGAGUACUGGGCCUGCGCGGUUCGUCACGUGAGUACCACUUUGGGCCACCACGUCGGCACGUGCAAAAUGGGUCCAAUGGGUGAUCCGACAGCUGUAGUAGAUGAACAACUGAGGGUGUACGGUGUGAAGAACUUACGGGUAGUUGAUGGGUCGAUUAUGCCCAAUGUUGUGGCUGGACAUACGAAUGCUGUUAUAUUUAUGAUUGGAGAAAAGGCUUCUGAUAUGAUUAAGGACAGUUGGAAAGGGUUUUAACAUACCGUAUUUCUUUUUAUUGUGAUUUGUUUU